This is a messenger RNA of Erpetoichthys calabaricus (reedfish), 1585 nucleotides long. It is a transcript of the gene pdgfc, whose product is annotated as platelet derived growth factor c. Gene Ontology annotation, cellular component: membrane. Lineage: Eukaryota; Metazoa; Chordata; Cladistia; Polypteriformes; Polypteridae. Gene Ontology annotation, molecular function: platelet-derived growth factor receptor binding; growth factor activity. Bases 1 to 969 code for a protein of 322 amino acids. Gene Ontology annotation, biological process: positive regulation of protein autophosphorylation; platelet-derived growth factor receptor signaling pathway; positive regulation of cell population proliferation. The record is from RefSeq and is a predicted model, not a curated record. The transcript is spliced from 6 exons.
AUGCCUCCUGGAAGCCUCCCUGAUGAAGUGUUCCGGGAGUACAAGAUACACAGCAAGAAAAAAUUAUCACAGUUGUAUCAGAAGGAGUUAUACAGAGUCCAGAGUUUCCCCCGCACAUAUCCUCGGAACAAAGCAAUAGUGUGGCGACUGAUUGCCAUCGAAGAAGACAGGAGGAUACAACUGACCUUUGAUGAAAGGUUUGGCCUUGAAGAACCUGAAGAUAACAUAUGCAAAUAUGACUUUGUAGAAAUUGAAGAACCCCUCGAUGGUACAAUUCUAGGCCGCUGGUGUGGAACCAAGCCAGCCACUGGGAAACAGAUAUCUAAAGGCAACCAGAUUAGGAUACGAUUCGUAUCGGAUGAAUAUUUUCCCUCAGAGCCUGGAUUCUGCAUUUAUUACUCCCUCCUUCCCCUGACAUUCCCUGAGCCUCAAAGCCCUUCUUUGCAUCCACCUUCCAUGCAAACCAUAGACAUGCUCGAUGACGUGGUCUCAUACUUUAACACGCUGGAAGAGGUCAUCAAAUACCUUGAACCCGACAGAUGGCAGCUGGAUAUGGAAGACUUACAUAAGUCAACGUGGCAUGUGGUUGGAAAAUCAUUUAUUCACCACAGAAAAUCCAGAGUGGUGGAUCUGAACCUCCUGAAGGAAGAGGUGAGGCUGUUUAGCUGCACGCCACGCAAUUACUCUGUCUCCCUAAGAGAAGAACUGAAGCGGACAGACACGAUCUUCUGGCCUAGUUGCCUGCUGGUCAAGCGAUGUGGAGGUAACUGUGCCUGCUGUGCUCACAGCUGCUAUGACUGCCAGUGUACUGCCACCAAAGUCACCAAAAAAUAUCAUGAGGUUCUCCAACUGAGACCAAAAAAUGGUGGAAAAGGAUGGCAAAAAUCGAUGACAGAUGUCCCAUUGGAACAUCACGAGGAGUGCGAUUGUGUGUGCAGCAGCAGCAGCAGCAGCAGUCCUGAUGGAUAAAAGAACACAAUUCAAAGUUUUCACUAAAGCACAAUCAAAUGGUAUUGAGCUCUUAGGGUACAACUUUUCAGUUCCCCCCCUUUUAUCUCCAGUAUCACGUGGGGGGGGGGAUUUUUAAAUGAAUGAAGUACUGGGAAAUGCUGACUCCGUUGGCCGGGAUUUUGGACAUAUGGAUGGCACUUUGUGUUCCUAAGGAGAGCAUUGUUUUAUCUUGAAAUUUGUGAAAGCGAGAGUAAAUCACAAAUGGAAAUGAGAAAGAAGGGAUUGCUCACAAUUUCUCCUAAGAAAUCUUGUUGAAGUGUGGAUUAUAAGACAAGCCGUCAACAUUCUUAAGAGGAAUAACAUUUUUGGAACUCUCGUUUUUGCUUUUAAACUUAUGCUGCCAGCACUGGACCUGUACUCCCCACAGACCUCUGUGUUUAGGAAAGUUCUUUUUUUUUUAAUAUGAUCUUAUUAUAUAUAUAUUUUUUUGGGGGGGGAGGGGGUUGGUCUACUUUUUCAAAAAUAUUCUUCUGUAUAUUAAAAACAAAGCAUUUUGCUUUUGUCGUCUAUCCUACUCCUUUAACAUAACUGUAGAUUUUAUUGAACUGCAAAUGAUUCAAUCCGUUUCGUCCUA